AUGAGCGACAGAAACAAGAGUUACUUCGACAUUUCCAUUGGCGGCAAGGCUGUGGGGCGUAUUGUGUUCGAGUUGUACAAUGAUGUGGUGCCAAAAACCACAGAGAACUUCUAUAAGUUGUGCGAGGGCAAGUCAGGGAUGUGUAAGACCAGGCCCGAUGUGCCGUUAGGUUAUAAGGGUUCUAUUUUCCAUAGAGUGAUCAAGGGGUUUAUGUGUCAGUUUGGCGACUUUACCAACUUUGAUGGUACGGGCGGCGAGUCGAUCUACGGCGAGAAGUUCGAGGACGAGAACUUCCAAUUGAAACAUGAAAAGCCGUUUUUGUUGUCGAUGGCCAACGCAGGGCCCAACACUAACGGGUCGCAGUGUUUCAUCACCUGUGGGCCUACACCACACUUGGAUGGGAAGCACGUCGUGUUUGGCGAGGUAAUCCAGGGCAAGCGGGUUGUUCGCCUGAUUGAGAAGCAAAAGACAACCGGAUCUGAUAAACCGGAACAGGAGGUCAGAAUUGAGGACUGUGGUGUGCUUCCUAACGACUACCAGGUGCCUGCGGAUGUGGAGCAAACACCCGCCGACGAAUAUGGCGACAAUUACGAGGAAAACUUGGCAGAUGACGACAAGAUCGACAUAAACAGUUUCGCCAGUGUUAUGAAAGCCGUUGAAACAGUCAAGGAGAUCGGUACAGCCCAGUUCAAAUCCCAAAACUAUCCCGUUGCUACCGCCAAAUACGAAAAGUGCGCGGGUUUUCUCGAUGACUACUUCCCAGAGGAACUGUCCAAUGAAGACACACAGACUAUUGGAAAACUGAAGACUUCUAUCCAGCUCAACAUCUCCAUCAGUGCAUUGAAGUCACAAGAGUACGCCAAGGUUCUCCCCGCAGCCACCAAGGUCCUCCACGGAACUAACGCGGACGACAAGGCUAAAGCCAAGGCUCUUUACCGCCGUGGUCUAGCUUACUAUCACCUCAAAGACCCCGAAAUGGCCCUCACAGACCUCGAAUUAGCUGCCACCUACCAAGCUGGUGACGCAGCCGUCAUGAAAGCCAUCUCUGAUGCCAAGAAACUAAAACAGCUCCAGCUUGCACAACAGAAGAAGUCGCUUUCAAAGAUGUUCUCCUAA
Molecule: messenger RNA, 1116 nt
Organism: Eremothecium cymbalariae DBVPG#7215
Lineage: Eukaryota; Fungi; Ascomycota; Saccharomycetes; Saccharomycetales; Saccharomycetaceae
Gene: CPR6
Product: peptidylprolyl isomerase CPR6
Exons: 1
Coding region: 1-1116 (371 amino acids)
Biological process (GO): protein folding; protein peptidyl-prolyl isomerization
Cellular component (GO): intracellular membrane-bounded organelle
Molecular function (GO): protein binding; peptidyl-prolyl cis-trans isomerase activity
Source: RefSeq, a predicted model, not a curated record